Messenger RNA from Ostrinia nubilalis (European corn borer), 4276 nucleotides. RefSeq lists its product as uncharacterized. NCBI's taxonomy places the organism in Eukaryota, Metazoa, Arthropoda, Insecta, Lepidoptera, Crambidae. The record is from RefSeq and is a predicted model, not a curated record. The coding region runs from base 112 to 654 and encodes 180 amino acids. The transcript is spliced from 3 exons.
UUUGCUGACAAUUUAUUAUUGAUCACAUAAAUACAGAAUUUCACCGCAAAAAAUUAAUUACUUUGUGAGAUUCUUUGUGAAUAGCAAGAAACAAGCUCCCGAUUGUGCAAAAUGUCGGAUUCUGAGUACGCAUCCAGCAUUGAAGACGUGGCCCCAUUAGAGGUGGUGCCACCACCGCGCUCGAGCAAGAGCAAGUCCAAAACCAGCGCGUCGACCUCAACCGCUUCUACGCCUGCGCCUAAGCCGAGGAAGCGAAAGCCUGCCGCCCAUUCCGUUGCGAACGUUGAAGCCCUAACUAGACCAAAGAAAACGAAGAGUUUGUUUUCAAUCAUUAAUAAGGACGAGCGGGCAAGUGCGAAGGAGACAACUCGUAGCAUCGCAUCGAGCUUUACAUCGCGGGUGUCUUCGGGCCAGUGUCGUCGGACUGCAGUCACCAGCGGCGAGUUCUACAUAGAUUUGAAAGUCUACAACACCGACGAUGUUAAGAACGUUCCACCCGAGGAGCGUUACAAGAAAGCGCUUGCAGCGGUAAAACUCCAAUGCGGUGAACAAUCCCAGGAGUGGGAGGCUCUACAAAGGUUUAUAAGUAGCGCUUACGUAAUUUUUGAAGAGUGCGAACCGACUUAUUACAGUAAUAAAAUAAACAUUAAAUAAUUUUUACUUGUAAAUAAACAUACUUAUUACACAGUUUUAAUAUUAUUUUUUACAUUCGAAUUAUUCAACAUUAUUUCUAGUAGGUAGGUAUAGAGACUUUAUUGUUUAUUAACUAAUUCUUGGUUCUAAAAUGCCUUUCUGUACUAUUUGUAACGUGUCCAUAGGUUCAACCUCUUGGGUAGGACACUUGCGGAGUCGCUUGCACAAGCAAAAGAACUCCACCCAACCACACAGUGAUGGUGUGGAAAUCGUAGGUUCUGCAUUUCGCUCUCGAAUCAUUUCUUACCGAUUAGUUGCAAGUGAACUUGACCAAACUUCUAUAGAUAUUUUCUUUAAUUCUAUUCAUAACAAAAUAAAAUCACUUUUAGAUGAUGCUUUAAGAGUACAUACUUGCAUCAAAGUGAAUUUUGAAUUAUUUAGCAUUUUCCUGUUAUUCAAAAAUAAUAUGCAGGAAAUGAAAUCUUUUGUUACAAAGAAUUUUAUACUUUACCACAACUAUGAUUUUGAUAGUUUAUUUUCUAAACUAGUGAGUAUAUUGAAAAAGAAAAUGGAAGAGUUUGAGGAAAGCGAUAGUGGUUGGGCUUUUUUAAGUAAUUCACAUUUAGAAAUAAAUGUCAAUAAGUACCAACCAUUAGGUGGGUCAUCUUAUUUAAAAUUACCUAAAUUUAUUCAAAAUAAGAAAGCAUGUAUAAAUAUUCAAAAUAAAGACCAGUGUUGCUUUUUAUGGAGCGUAACAGCAGCUCUUUACCCUGCUCGAAAUCAUCCUGAACGAGUCUCGUCUUAUCCCAAUUUUAAAGAUGUUCUAAAUAUCAAUGGGAUAUCUUAUCCCGUCACAUUCUCAGAUAUUAGGAUUUUUGAGAAAAACAAUCCUAAGUUAAGUUUUAUCAUUUAUGGUCUAAAAAAUUCUAAAACCAUUAUUGGCCCCGUAUAUAAAUCUGAAAAUACCAAAAACAAAAAAACUAUUCAUUUGCUAAUGUUAGAAAAUGACGCGACGUCACAUUAUUGUCUUAUCAAGGACUUGUCGCGGCUUGUCAGAAAUCAAAUAACAGCUCAUCAUGGUAAAAUUUAUUUCUGUGAUACAUGCUUAGUGUUUUUUACUACUUUUGAUGAACUAGAAAAUCAUUUAUGUAGCGGGAUCGUCACUGUAUUACCUGAAAAGGGGACCGUCAUAAAAUUUAAUAAUUAUGACCGUAAACAAAAUGUUCCAUUCGUCAUUUAUGCAGAUUUUGAGACAAUUUUAGAAGUGCACAAAGACAAAUCUGAUACGCAAAAUACAAAAACGCUGCAGCACCAUAUACCCUCAGCGUUUGCGUACAAUAUAGUCUGUACUGUAAACACUAGCUAUAAUCGGUAUGUAUCAUAUCUCGGUUCUGACUGUGUUUCAAAAUUUAUAGAAUCUCUUUACCGUGAUGUUCGUGAAAUUCAUGCAAUCUUAUCUAAAAAUUUGCCUAUGAUUUUUACCGAAAAAGAUGCAUCCGAAUUUUUGCAAGCCACUCGCUGUCAUAUAUGUGAUAACUUUUUAUUUUCAGACAAAGUGCGCGAUCACUGCCACAUAACAGGAUUAUAUCGUGGUGCAGCCCACAGAUAUUGUAAUUUACAAUACAAAAUACCUAAGUUUAUUCCUGUAUUUUUCCACAACUUGGCAGGUUAUGACUGUCAUUUGUUCAUAAAACAAUUAGGUGAAAUGCCUGGAAAUAUUAAGAUUAUACCUAAAACUAAAGAAAAUUAUGUGUCAUUUACGAAAUUUGUUCCGAUUUCUGAUCAAGAAUUUAUACAAUUGCGCUUCGUAGAUUCAUUUAAAUUUCUUGGCACUAGCUUAGAUAAAUUAGCAAAAACUAUUAAAAAAGAAGAGUUUGAUCAUUUACGCACGCAUUUUCCAAUACCUACCCAAUUUAAUUUACUUACUCGCAAAGGUAUAUAUCCCUACGAAUACAUGGAUAACUGGGAUCGGUUUAAAGAGCGAUGUUUACCAGAAAAAAAAGAGUUUUACAGCUCCCUUACAAAUGAGCAUAUUACUGAUGAAGAUUAUGAACAUGCUCAAUCAGUUUGGUCACAAUUUAACAUCAAAAAUCUGGGUCAAUACACUAAAUUGUAUUUGAAAACAGACGUUCUCUUGUUAACUGAUAUUUUUGAAAAGUUUAGAAAAACUUGCAAAUUUCAUUAUCAAUUAGAUCCUGCUUUCUAUGUAACCGCUCCUAGUUUAUCAUUCGAUGCAAUGCUUUACAAAACUGGAGUCGAGUUGGAGCUCAUAGAUGACCUUGCCAUAGUGCGUAUGAUUCAAUCAGGCAUCAGAGGAGGAGUAUGCAUGUGUUCGCACAGGCAUGCCAACGCCAAUAACAAAUACAUGAACGAAUACGAUCCCUUAAAACCAGAUACCUUUGUAGUUUACAUAGAUUGCAAUAACUUAUACGGAUUCAGUAUGUGUCAAUCUCUACCGCUGUCGAAUUUUAGAUUUUUAAACCAGACAGAAAUUGAAUGUCUUGAUAUUGUUAAUGUUCCUGCUGAUGCAGAGUAUGGUUUCAUUCUUGAGGUUGACUUAAGCUAUCCGAAAGAGUUACAUGACAGGCACAAUGAUUUACCAUUUUGCCCUGAGAAAUGCAUUCCACCGGGGGGUAAGACUUUUAAGCUCGUGCCUAAUCUUUACGACAAGUACUUCUACGUCAUCCACUAUGUUCACUUGAAAACAUGUUUGAAACAUGGGCUGAUAUUAAAAAAAAUACAUCGAGUCAUAACGUUUCAACAAAGUCCUUACUUAAAACAAUAUAUCGAUCUAAAUACGAGUUUAAGACAACAGGCUCAAUCUACAUUUGAACAAGACUUUUUUAAGUUGCUCAAUAACAGCAUUUUUGGUAAAACCUUAGAAAACAGCGAAAAAAGAGUUAAUGUACAUUUAGUUAACGAAUGGAGUGACCACAAUAAUGUAACAAAAAAGAAAAUAACUGCCAAUAAAUUAAUUGCAAGCUCUAGUUUUCACAGUGCUUCAAUUUUCACUGAAAAUUUAGUCGCAAUACAAACAAAACCUGAACGGGUGAUUUUGGAUAAGCCAAUAUACAUAGGGUUUACGGUGUUAGAGUUAUCUAAAAGCCACAUGUAUGACUUUCAUUAUUCAGUUUUUGAACCAUCGUAUAAAAACAAAUUACAAAUGUGUUACACGGAUACGGAUAGUUUCGUUUACCAAAUUGAAACCGAAAACUUUUACAAAGAUUUAAAAGAAACCUUCUUACAUUAUUUCGACACAAGCAAUUUUUUCAAAGAAAAUGUAUAUGGCUUACCGCUUCUAAAUAAAAAGAUUCCUGGACUUUUCAAAGACGAAAUGGGAGGAAACAUUAUAACAGAGUUUGUUGGAUUACGUUCAAAGUUGUAUUGUGUAAAGACCAUUAAUACUACAAUUAAAAAAGCAAAGGGAGUAAAGAAGAGUGUUGUUCGCGAUAUACAAAUAUCAGACUAUAAAAAAACUUUGUAUCACGGCAAUAUAGUGCGGAAAACAAAUAUUUUAUUUAAGUCAAUCAAACACAACAUUUUUACUCGCAGUCUCAACAAAGUAGCGCUAUCCAGUAAUGAUGAUAAACGUUUUGUUUCGGCUGACAAGGUGUCAACAAGAGCUUGGGGGCAUACAUCCAUU